This is a messenger RNA of Cicer arietinum (chickpea), 1192 nucleotides long. Its product is annotated as GTP-binding protein At2g22870. Gene Ontology annotation, molecular function: GTP binding. Lineage: Eukaryota; Viridiplantae; Streptophyta; Magnoliopsida; Fabales; Fabaceae. The record is from RefSeq and is a predicted model, not a curated record.
GGGGUAUGCAUCUGGUGCGCAUUUGUGAAUCGCGAGAAACACAAAAGAAGAGUGCUGUAAGAUAUUUCGACAAAUCAAGAGAAGGAAGGAUAUGGUUAUCCUUCAUAUCCCAAGAUUAUCCUUUUCUCUUUUCACAAUCUCAUCUCCAUUAUUCUCUCGUAAAGCCUAUUCGUCACGCACGUUAACCACCCUCUUACACCCACCACCUAAAUCAACCCUCACAACAACUUCACAACCAACAAUAAUAAACCCUAAACCCCAAAACCUAUCUCUCGAUAAACUCUUCGUUCCACCAGAAACCCCCAUUAUCUCUCUCGACAACGCAAGAAUCUUAAACGGUUCCAAUAUUUUACUAAGUAACUACGCCAACGACGCUCAAAUCAUACAAGCUGAUUUUGUGAAAAGCAGUGUUAGAACUGAAGAUUGUCCUUCCGAUGGACUUCCUGAAUUCGCUCUUGUUGGUCGCUCCAAUGUUGGCAAAUCUUCGCUUCUCAAUUCCAUUGUUCGCCGCAAAAAGCUCGCUUUAACUUCAAAGAAACCUGGGAAGACGCAAUUGAUUAACCAUUUUCGAGUUAAUGAUAGCUGGUACUUGGUUGAUUUGCCUGGAUAUGGGUAUGCAUCUGCACCGCAGGAACUUAGAAUGGAUUGGGCAAAAUUCACCAAAGACUAUUUCCUUAACCGGUCAACAUUGGUUUCGGUUUUCCUUCUAAUAGAUGCUAGCAUUCCUGCUAAAAAAAUUGAUCUCGAGUAUGCCGGUUGGUUGGGUCAGAAUCAGAUCCCAAUGACAUUAAUCUUUACCAAAUGUGACAAGCGGAAGAAGAAAAAGAAUGGAGGCAAAAGACCUGAAGAUAAUGUCAAUGAUUUUCAGGACUUGAUACGUGGCUCCUUCGAAACUGUGCCUCCAUGGAUCAUGACGAGUAAUGUCACCCAUCAGGGUCGCGAUGAGAUACUUCUUCAUAUGGCCCAGCUUCGGAACUAUUGGCUCAAGCACUAGUUUGUGGCAUUCUGUUGUCACAGCUGGGUUGUCCAUCUUGAAUAGGGACUGUAUAUUUGAGUCACUGUAUCUUUUUCUUAUUCUUAGUGGCAAGUUGUAGGGUAGACUCAAUGUAUCCAGCUUAUGAUUCAAGUUCCAAAUUCAUCUGAUUUCUCAUGUUUAUAGUAAUAGAAAAAUGCCUUUAAAUCGAUUUACACA